AUGAUAGGUACCUUUCGUCGGAGUGUUUUCUCUUCGGAAGCAGCUCCCGCUUGUGUCAAUGAAUGCACGAGAACGCCACCUCGCGAGGGCAGUCUUUUCAAGCGAGUCCUCAAUAGAUCCGGCAAACCUGGUUCUUCAAACCCGACCGAUCCAACGUGCGAGUUGGGCGACGCCAGCAACGACAAUAUUGCACCGCAGCGGAGGCAUCGUAUGCCGCUUGAUGAAGAAAACCACAUUUUUACUCAGUUGGAAAGUGGAGAGUUUGGACAUAUCGCAACGUCGUUUUCUGACGAUCUCAUUCCGCAUAGCCACGGCUCCAAUGCAGCGACGCCUUCUACCGCAAUCAGCAAGACACAUGGAGAAGUGGCAUGUCCGUUCGAGGACGCCGAUCGGUUUCUCUGGACGAGACAGGAUUAAAAGAUCACUGAAUAUAGAUG
This is a messenger RNA of Phaeodactylum tricornutum CCAP 1055/1, 437 nucleotides long. RefSeq lists its product with no specific name. The transcript has a single exon. NCBI's taxonomy places the organism in Eukaryota, Bacillariophyta, Bacillariophyceae, Surirellales, Neidiaceae. The record is from RefSeq and is a predicted model, not a curated record. The coding region runs from base 1 to 417 and encodes 138 amino acids.